AUGACAAACCUGGAGCCAACGCCUGCUGACGUGGCAACGACAGGUGAUGACGCGGCCUGGCGAGUGUCAAGGAGAGGGAAAGCAGUUGGAAGAGGGGGAGGGGGAAAGGGUGGAGGACGGGGGGGGGGGGGGGAGGAGGAGGAGGGGGAGGAGGAGGAGGAGGAGGAGGAGGAGGAGGAGGAGGAGGAGGAGGAGGAGGAGGAGGAGGAGGAGGAGGAGGAGGAGGAGAUUGAGGAGGCUGGGUGA
Closterium sp. NIES-65 is the source of this 246-nucleotide messenger RNA. Lineage: Eukaryota; Viridiplantae; Streptophyta; Zygnematophyceae; Desmidiales; Closteriaceae. The record is from the annotation of a GenBank genome assembly.